AAAUUCAUAAAGUAGGCUUGAACAGACAGCUGAAAAAAAAAGAAGACGAAAACUUAUUCAAAAUUUCCGUUGUGAUCGAACCGCGAGACAUGAUGUUGGCCGAUGAAUUUGAAACGAUGUGCAAGAAUUAUUUUGUAAAUUCCAUGACUCACGUCUGCUCGUCCCUCGUCCCGGAAUCGCUGACCAAGAAGUAUCGCAAUCGGCUGAUCAUUCCCAAGGAUCCCUACAGUAUCUUCAAGCUGAACAGCCGGAAUUCCAGCUAUCUCCUCGCCUUCCGCUUCCCGGAAAUGCGCAAUUGCCGAAAACUCUGGAUGUCGGAUUUGCGCAAUCUAAAUUGCGAGAUUAAAGGCGGCAAAAUGAAGAACUUCUUCUUCGCCAAUAGCUACCGCAAGUGCUACAACUUUGCCAUGGACCUAACCUCGGAGCUAAAGGCGCACUGCGGCGCCAAGAACAAUGAGGAGGAUACGCAGUCGGGCUACUACUACACGAACUUCGACGGGAAUCCGGUCAUUCAGACCAACUCAACUGCUUGUCUUUUGCUGGGAACUUCAACUCUGGUACUCUGCCUGAUCAUCUCGUUUCUAAUGUUCGCCAUUCUGCAAUGGAAGGCAUCUCGGCUGCGAGGCAGCAAGUCAGUCCAAGGCGGUCCAUGUGAAUCCUAGUCAAUCUCUUUUGAAAAUCUUCUGACAUGAGGAGUUAGUAUUCCUGGGAUAUGAAUGCCUUUAAGGCCUUGUGGAUGAGAUUUCAAAGUUCCGAUUACCACAGUCUUUAUCAAGGAUGUGCAGAUAUCAAUAUUCUUAAACUAUACAUUUGGCAAAAGGAAUUGUCUUCCAAAUCGAACAUGUCGUUCUGACACGCUUCGCUUGAGUUGUAAUUUGAAAUUUUGCGAGAUCUAGAAACAAUUUCUAUGUCAUCUGGAGAAAUCGCUUCCAAAUCAUCGGAAAAUUUCCAAUGACAGCUGAAAUAAAAAUUAUAUGUCUGUAAUUACU
Molecule: messenger RNA, 989 nt
Organism: Drosophila melanogaster (fruit fly)
Lineage: Eukaryota; Metazoa; Arthropoda; Insecta; Diptera; Drosophilidae
Exons: 1
Coding region: 90-662 (190 amino acids)
Source: RefSeq, marked reviewed